This is a messenger RNA of Merops nubicus (carmine bee-eater), 1393 nucleotides long. It is a transcript of the gene P2RY8, whose product is annotated as purinergic receptor P2Y, G-protein coupled, 8. Gene Ontology annotation, cellular component: membrane. Gene Ontology annotation, biological process: positive regulation of Rho protein signal transduction; phospholipase C-activating G protein-coupled receptor signaling pathway; blood coagulation. Bases 199 to 1272 code for a protein of 357 amino acids. The transcript is spliced from 3 exons. Lineage: Eukaryota; Metazoa; Chordata; Aves; Coraciiformes; Meropidae. Gene Ontology annotation, molecular function: G protein-coupled purinergic nucleotide receptor activity; thrombin-activated receptor activity. The record is from RefSeq and is a predicted model, not a curated record.
CAUUUAUGAGGCUUUCAAGGUGCACUGUACCUCCCAGACCAGCUCUUACUCAUAGAGGAAACCUGAUCUGCUGUAGCACGGAAACAUCAGCGGUGACCACGGCGAGACAAAAUCCUUAGGGAGCUGCCUGUUUUUAAGACGAAGUGUUCAUGGUAUGAUCCAGCUGGCUUCUAGGAAUCAACAACCCCCUUGUGAAUAAUGGUUAAAAACGGAUCCCACCUGGACGUUGAAACACUGGCAAUGCUCCAGAAUAAAGCUAUCUCCAUCACCCUGCCAGUUGUGUAUACACUGGUGGCUAUGAUCAGUAUCCCCGGAAACUUCUUCUCCCUUUGGGUGCUUUGCUGGCACAUCAAACCCAAAACACCUUCUGUUAUCUUCAUGAUCAACCUAAGUAUCACAGACCUCAUGCUGGCCAGCUGCUUUCCCUUCCAGAUUUCUUAUCACAUCCAAAACAAUCACUGGACCUUUGGCAAGACUCUUUGCAGCCUCGUCACCGUGAUGUUCUACUCCAACAUGUAUUCUUCCAUACUGACCAUGACCUGUAUCAGCAUUGAGCGGUACAUGGGUGUGGUAUAUCCCAUGAAGUUGAUCAAAUGGAGAAGAAAAAGGUAUGCCCUGGCUGUCUGCCUAGGUAUGUGGAUUUUCUUGCUACUAGCUUUCUACCCACUAGAAAGCACAGAUCUGACCUAUGAAGUAGAAGAACUGGGGAUUAUAACCUGUUUUGACGUCCUCAAAUGGAACAUGCUGCCCAACUUUGCAGCCUGGGUAGCCUUUCUCCUCACGCUGUUUGUCGUGCUCUUCCUGAUCCCUUUUGUUGUAACAGUUGGAUGCUAUAUUGGCAUCAUUCGUAAGCUCAUUCAGACAUCCAACAGAUAUGGUAACAGGCAGAAGACCAGAUCCAUAUACCUGGCAGUGAUCGUCCUUCUGGUAUUCAUCACUUGCUUUGCCCCCAACAACUUUAUCCUGCUUGUGCAUAUGAUCAGCCGUCUGUUUUACAGCAGGAGUUUUUACCCUGCCUACAAGUUUACUUUGUGCCUCAGCUGCCUCAACAACUGCAUAGAUCCCUUCAUUUAUUACUUUGCAUCCAAAGAAUUUUACCAGAAAUUCAUGCAAGUGUUUCGCCCUAAGGUACUGCUCAGCGACAGUUUGGAAAACAGAAGGGAAAGCUUGUUCUCUGGCAGGACCAUGUCAGCCAGGUCGAUGUCAAGUGGACCUAUGGAUGGGUUAGAGGGAGUAAAGGUCUAUCUGCAAAGGCAGGAAAGUGUUUUUUAGCCUUAGACAUCCCCAGAAGAAAAUCACAUGGGAGAUCCACGAGCAGACACAGGAAACAUUUCUUUUGGAAUGGCUACCCUCAAAAUACCUUGCUCCAGUGGCAGAACUCAAGCCAUACUUA